Molecule: messenger RNA, 2015 nt
Organism: Orussus abietinus
Lineage: Eukaryota; Metazoa; Arthropoda; Insecta; Hymenoptera; Orussidae
Gene: RnrS
Product: ribonucleoside-diphosphate reductase subunit M2 B
Exons: 7
Coding region: 332-1522 (396 amino acids)
Biological process (GO): deoxyribonucleotide biosynthetic process
Cellular component (GO): cytosol
Molecular function (GO): ribonucleoside-diphosphate reductase activity, thioredoxin disulfide as acceptor
Source: RefSeq, a predicted model, not a curated record
UACAUUGUUUUUUAGCAUAAUUAGAAUGAAAACUAAUUUGCGGAGGAUUUAAAUAACUUACCGUGACAAAUCGCCUCUUUUAUUUGGCAGUAAAAUUAAUCGAACAUUUUGGCGGGACCGUGCAUCCCUCUAAUUGGUCUGAAAUUGUUGGUAAAGGAUUGAUACCGGCAGUGAACCAAUCGAAACGAUUCUUUUAGUAAACAUUAAAUUUUUUACCGGAGAAUUCCCGCCUAACCAGCCUCACAGCUGUUUCGGUUCUUGUACGGGUCCUCAUUGACUCGGCAAGCCGCCCCAAGACCGUUUCUUCACUCUAGAAACGUAAAGCCUCGUCAUGCCUCUGAAAUUCACGACAAAGGAGAAUGUCCAGCAGGACGGUAACAAACAAUUAGAAAAUAAUCACAUAGACAGUAAAAUAUCUCCAAAGAAAGCUUGUAUAUCACCUAGAAAACGUUGUGCUUCCCCGGUGACUUCUAAUGAAAAUAAAUUGACAAAUGGAGUUGAGAAAGAAAAAGCGGCAAAAAAAUUGGACCAACAAGAAAAUCAAUUCGAUCGUCAGCUGGAGCCUUUACUAAGAGAGAAUCCACGCCGAUUUGUGAUCUUUCCGGUUCAAUGGCCAGACAUUUGGGAAAUGUACAAGAAAGCAGAAGCAUCCUUCUGGACUGUAGAAGAAGUAGAUUUAUCCAAGGAUAUACCUGACUGGCUCAGCCUAAAAGAUGACGAACGUACAUUUAUUUCACAUGUCCUUGCAUUCUUUGCUGCUUCUGAUGGUAUCGUCAAUGAAAAUCUUGUAGAACGGUUUAGUCAGGAAGUACAAGUUACGGAAGCUCGAUGCUUUUAUGGAUUCCAAGUGGCUAUGGAAAAUGUUCAUUCUGAAAUGUAUUCUCUACUAAUAGACACUUAUAUCAGUGAUCCAAAAAAAAGAGAUUUCUUAUUUAAUGCCAUUGAAAACCUUCCAUGUGUCGCUAAGAAAGCAAACUGGGCACUAAAUUGGAUUAAUCAUGAAUCCGCGACAUUUGGGGAGCGUGUUGUGGCCUUUGCUGCUGUAGAGGGUAUUUUCUUUAGUGGCAGUUUUGCAGCUAUUUUCUGGUUGAAAAAAAGAGGACUCAUGCCUGGCCUUACCUUUAGUAAUGAACUUAUUUCUAGAGAUGAGGGUUUGCAUUGUGACUUUGCGUGUUUGAUGUUUAAACAUAUUGUACAAAAACCGUCGAAAGAACGCGUUACAUCCAUUAUAAAGAAUGCCGUUGAAAUAGAACAAGAAUUUUUGACAGAUGCUCUACCAGUUGAAAUGAUUGGUAUGAACUGCAAACUCAUGUGCCAGUAUAUUGAAUUUGUUGCUGACAGGCUUCUGGUCGAAUUAGGUUGUACAAAGGUGUAUCAAUCAGAGAAUCCAUUUGAUUUUAUGGAACAUAUUUCCCUUGAGGGAAAAACAAAUUUCUUUGAGAAGAAAGUUGGUGAAUAUCAGAAGUGGGGAGUGAUGCAAAAGAAAGUGGAAAAUACUUUCUCCAUUACCGCCGACUUUUAAGCAACCUAGCAAUGUUAAUGCUUAAAUAUAAAUUUAAGUAUGACUAAACCUCUAAAUCAAUACCGAAAUGGGCUGGCCCUCUGGAAUCUGGUUUGACAUGUACUUCAGAAUUUUCAGUUGCAUUGGAUUCUAAGGUUCAGUACGUCCUUUAUCUAAUUCAACCUUCUGAAGCUGAACAAGUAUAAAUGAAUUUUAGUAGAAAAGACUAAAAAUUAGCUUUAAUAUAAUUACAAUUAAAUUUGAAAGUAUUUCCAAUUAAAGAAUUAGGAAUACCAUAUGUGAUUUUUUAAAUUUACAAUAAUUGUUAAGUUUAAAUUAAUCCAAGAAUCAUGAAUUAUCUUGAUUUUUCACUUGACGUUUGUACAUAUCAUUUUACUACCUGAUUAGGUAUAAUUUCAAUGUGAUUGCAAGAAAUAUGUCUGACUUGAUCAAAAAGAUGACAAUUUUGUCAUUCCUUGAUUUAAAUUAAAUUUACCUAUUUUUGACAACUGUA